Molecule: messenger RNA, 6839 nt
Organism: Polistes dominula (European paper wasp)
Lineage: Eukaryota; Metazoa; Arthropoda; Insecta; Hymenoptera; Vespidae
Gene: Pcf11
Product: Pcf11 cleavage and polyadenylation factor subunit
Biological process (GO): termination of RNA polymerase II transcription; mRNA 3'-end processing
Cellular component (GO): cytoplasm; mRNA cleavage factor complex
Molecular function (GO): RNA polymerase II complex binding; mRNA binding
Source: RefSeq, a predicted model, not a curated record
CAUGAUAUUAAAACAAGAGUUUCUAUAAUAAACGGAAAAAAAUAAUUGUUUCAAUUGUCAUUAAAAUUUGUUACACGGGCGUUAGGAAAUCCAGAUGCGUGAUAUGGUUCAUUUUAUAUGACGAAUGUUUCUCUCGCGUUUGUAAAAUCCGAAUUUGUGUUAAUAUAAUAAAAACGUGAAAAUUUGAACAAUAUAGUGAAAGUAAAAUUGAUUAUUUUCAAACAAAUAAUCGAUAUAAAACCAUUGAUGGAAAUUCAUCAAAAACCAAGGAGUUCCAGAUAUUACAUAAAUAGAGAUACUAUUGUGCUAAUUUCUGUUUCGAAGUUGAUGAUAUCAGGCGUCGUCGUCGUCAUUUUUUGAUGAAAUAAAUGAUCUUAAGAAAAUAUGCAGUAACUGUGAUUAUUUGGACAAGGAAUUGGUGCAUUUAUUUAUUGGCAUCUCAUCAAGAUGACAUCCGCAAAGUCUAAAGAAAUAGCUGAUGAGUAUAUCUCAUCGCUGUCUGAUCUUACGAUUAACAGCAAGCCGCUUAUCAAUAUGCUUACUAUGCUGGCAGAGGAUAACGUUGAACAUGCACCUGCAAUCGUCCAAGCUGUUGAAAAUCAUCUUCAAAAGGUGAGGAGUGAUAUAAAGUUACCUGUACUUUACCUCAUCGAUUCGAUUGUGAAGAAUGUAAAUGGAACUUAUCUAAAUCUCUUUACUCAAAAUAUUGUCAAUACAUUUUGCGGAGUUUUUGAAAAGGUGGAUGAAAAUACUAGAGCUAGUAUGUGGAAGUUGCGACAGACAUGGAAUGAUGUAUUUCCUGCAAAGAAGUUGUUUUCAUUAGAUGUACGAGUACAAAGUAUUGAUCCUGCUUGGCCAAUCACUGCCUCACCUACAAGUAUAUCUUCAGGUUCCAUCCAUGUAAAUCCCCGUUUUUUGACUAUGCCUCAACAAACGGCAACUUCAAUAGUUCAACCAAUUGUAUCUCCAGUUAAAUUACCACCAGGUGAUCCAGUAACUGCUACUGAAGCUGUUAUGCGAGAACAAUUGUUAAAAAAGCAAAAAGAAUUGUUAGAAUUGCAAAAGAAAAAAAUAGAACUGGAAUUACUUCAGGCCAAAGCUAGUUUGGAACAACAACAGAGGCAACUUGACAAACAAGCUGGAAGUUUGAAAACAGAGAUAAUUGUGCCAUCAACGACUGUUAGCUCAACUACAGAAAAUACUACUCAAGGAAAACCUACAACAUCUGUUGUAUCAAAUCCAACCCCAAAACAGGUUACAAAACAGUUCCCAGCUGCAGCUGCAUCACUGUUGAAAAAUGCAGGCACAAAUAAUGGUCCACGAAUUGCACCAGCGAGUAGUAUAGCAAUAGCGUCUGCUAGGCCAAUGUCUCGUGAUCCUCGUUUGAAGACUGCAACCGUUCAGGAGGUGACAACCGCGGAUCCGCGACAACGACAGGGUACGACCGGCCAAAAGGAGAUCCGGGGUGGUGAAGGCCAAACUCAGUUAGCGCCAAAUAUAAACACUGUACUUUCAGACCAAUUAAAACAGCAAUUACUUUCGAAACAGGCUGUGACUAGCACUAUCAACAAGCCUCCGACAAAUCUUGCCGGCUCCGAUACACAAACGAUAAACGCUAGUAAUAAUAAUGCUAAUACGAACCUCAACAAUAAUAAUAAAAGUUUCAGUGGUAACGCAAAUAAAGAUGCUAUCUCGCAUCGCACAAGUCAAAAGAAAGACCCUCGAUCAUCGUCUAGUAAUAGUAGCAAUAACCCAAACAGUAAUUGCUCCAAAAGUGCCCAAAAUUUAUCAGUCAAUAGCAGUUCUUCGAAUUUGUCAGCAAGUAAUAGAGGAGGUGGAGGAAGUGACAUUAAAAUAAAAGACACGAAAAAUUUAAGUUCUCGAAGCUCUUCGUCGUCUACGAUUGAUAAAUCUUCCACGUCCUCUAAAUCUUCAUACAGGAAAAUAGGUAACAAAUCGCGUUCUAAGCAACCUUUAUCGUCCCCGAGUAAGGUUCCGAAAAUCGACAGAGAUUCCAGUCCAAUUAGGUCUAAAUCACGUGAAAAAGACAGUGGAGAUAGUUCACCAUCUUCACGUACCUCUCCUCAGUCCUCUUUCCAAACUUCGAAAAAUCGCAAGAAGAUUAAAUCGAGAAAGCGCAGUCCAAGUUCCCCAUAUAGAAUACCCCGUCGUAACGAUACAAAAUCGAAUUCAAGCUUAAGCAGUUCAGGUGGUGUUACUGAGGAGGAACAAUCUGGUUCAUUAAUAGUAUCUCCUCCUCAUCCACCUACAUUUAAAGAAAUCAGACCAAACGCUAGACAAAGAAAUUAUGUACGCCGAAAUAAGGAUGAUAGUCUUAGUCCAGAACGUUCACCUGUUAAUUCUGGGAACGUUCAAGUUCCUGCGGAACCAACACUGGAAUCGUCCAGUAAAGAUGAAGACCUCAGAGCUACGUUGCCCCUUCCUGGUACUAAUACAACCGUUGCUGAAAAGAAAGAAGAUUUAGAUCUUCGUGUCUUGCCACCAGUUAAUACGAGUAAAAGACAAAGUAAUGAACAUUUGGAUUCAACAGUAAUUAAAAAAUCAAAAGCUGAAAAGUUUGAUGCAUUAUUUGGAAACGAAGAUGUUGAUUUAAGAACAUUGACACAUCCUAAAGCUGGUCGACCACCAACACCACCACCACCAGUAAUUUCUGGAGAAAAUGGCAAAGAUAGUUGGGCUAAAUUAAAAACUCCAUCAAAGAAUGAAAGAGAAAAACAAGUGAAUAAUAAUGAUGACAAACGUGAUAAUAAAGAUCGUAAUAGAGAUAGACUAGGUCGCCUUAGACUUUACAAUAAAUUACCAGAUGACCCUAAAGACAGACGAAGAACAUUAAACAAUGACGAUCAAGAUACUCGGCCUGGUCGAAGAGGACGUGAAAAUGAUAAACCUGAAAGAAAUGAGGACCAUAAUAUUGAAAUAAUAAUGAAACAAGCUGCAGAACAACUUAAUCAGGGAUCAAUUACAAAAACGCAAUACAAUACGUUAAUUCAAGAAGUUUUACAUAUGAGUGAAGAUCGAAAAUUGAGAGCAGCACAGCGUAAAGAGAAAGAAGUAGGUUCUAUAGUAUGGGAAAAAGGAGUGACAUUAGAUAUUAAUACAAUUGAUCGUGGAGCUGCUUUUAGUCCAACGAAAGAUAAAGAAGUAAUAAGAAAUAAGGAUCAUCCUAUUCCUAGAAAUCCAAAUGGUCCACGAUGGCAAGGCCAGCCAUGGCAGCAACCAGGACCAUGGGCUCAUCCACCUGGUCCACCUUAUGGUGGUCCUCAAGCACACUUUAAUGCAGAUUUUAGACCUGUAGGGCCUUGGCAAAAUCCAAGACACUUUGGCCCAAUGAGACCAGACUAUCAGUAUCACGGUUAUAGCCACAAUAUGGCUCCCAAUCCUCGAUUAGGACCUGGUAUGAUGGGUCCAAUGGGUCCUAAUGGUCCUAUCAUGUCUAAUCUUUUACCAAAUGGACCAAUGGGUCCGAUGGGAAGUAUGGCAAAUCCUUCUUUGUCAUUACCAGGUAUAAAUGGGCCUGGAAUGAUGAUGAAUAAUGGACCAAUUUCAAGUCUAAUAUCAAAUCCAAAUAUACAAUCUCUAACUACUGCUCGAAAUGUUUCACCAAAUACUACAACAACAAAAUACGAUCUUGAAGAUGGUGGAGAUCAAAAUUAUAAUGCACUGCCGAAAAAUCAAUGUCCAUACAGUCGUGAAUUACCUCCACCAGACGCUCAAUUAUUGGAUGACAUUAGACGAGAUACUAUGAAAUCUAUAAAUAUAGAUAAUAUUCCAAGAGAAAUCAGAUAUUAUGGUCAAACUGGUGUAGUUUUCAUGAAUUGGGAUGAUCCAAGAGAAAUUGGAUUCCAGGACGGUGUAAGACGAAUUUUAAUAGAUGAUAAAGAUGUCAUUUGUGCAUUUAAUGAUCAAUAUAAAGAAUUUAUGUUUGAUGGCGAAGUUCAUAGAAUAAAAUUAGGUGCUCCGACAAGAGAAUUGUAUAUAGAUGAUCGUUGGUACGAAUGUUAUUUUGGUGGAAUGCCAAUAACUAUAGAGCUUGGUGGUAAACAAGUAAAAGUUAAACUAGAAGGUCCACCGCCACAAGUAAAGAUUGGUACAGUUAAAAGGACAGAUUUAGUAGUAGCUAAAAUUAAUCUCAUAAUUAAUGCUAGAAAUAUGGUACCUGUCUUUUUGGAUGCAAAACCACAAAUAUUUGAAAUUGAAGGCAAAGCUCAUACAUUAGAAUUCAUAGACGCCCUACAGACGGUACUUUUAAAUGGUCGUCCAUUUAAAGUUGAAUUUGGAGGAUUACCUAAGCCCGUUGUUGUAAGAGAUAAAAAACAUUUCAUAAGAUUUUCUGUUUUACCGAGAGGUAUUCGCGCUGGAUACGUUAAGAUAGCAGGAAUGAGAGGCGAAGAACCUAUCGAAGCACCAUCAACUCCCCCACCUUUGGUUAAUCAAAAAUCUAAAGUUGAUGCUACACCUGCUCCUACUCAAGCACCAUCUUUAGAACCCGAAUCUACGUCUCAAGAUGGUUCUGAUCUCAGAUCUACACCUAAACCAGAUUUACAAUUGGACAUUCUAUCAUCUGUUCUACCAUCUGCAAUGGCACCAUCAUCUGGUUUGUCUUAUCAAGCAGAACCAAUUGAAAAUCCACCUACGACAACUCCAGCUUUACCAUUGUCAUUAAAUAUGAACGAAUUAUUCCAGCGUUUAGUUGAGACUGGUAUUGUACCAAAUAUUUCAGAGAAAAAGAAAACUGAAGAAGAAGAGAAAAAGGAACCAGAAAUCACACCAGUUUCAUUCGAUAAACCAGAAACGCUUAAAAUAAAACAACCGGCAAUAGCUGCUGCUUUGUACAGUGGAAUGCAGUGUAGUUCGUGUGGGGCAAGGUUUGCACCUGAAUUAGCAACACGAUAUAGUCAUCAUUUAGAUUGGCAUUUUAGACAAAACAGGCGUGAAAGAGAUACUGCAAGGAAAGCACAUUCACGACCUUGGUAUUAUGAUGUUAGUGAUUGGAUACAAUUUGAAGAGAUUGAGGAUCUUGAAGAUAGAGCUCAAAGUUGGUUUGAAACUGAAAAACAAACAGCUGAAACAGAAGGUAUUUCUACUGAAGAUAUACCACAAGAAACUCAACAACCAAGUGUUCCUACUGGUUCUGAUGAAGAUUCUAGAUGUCAAGUUUGUCAUGACGCUUUUGAACAAUUUUACAAUGAAGAAAAGGAAGAAUGGCAUUUAAGGCCAGCUAUUAGUUACGAAGAGAAAAACUUCCAUCCACUUUGUCUUGAAGAUUUUAAGGAAAAAAGUCUUGUGAGAGCACUGGAAAAAACUGCAUUGGCACUUGAGGAAACAAUUGGAGAAAUGGAAGAUGAAAAGAAAAGUGCUAUAGAAGAAUCUGUUUUAGAAGAAUCUAUUUUAGACGAUGAUAUUCAAAUUCAAGAAUCAACGUUAGAAAAUAUUUUUGUUGAACAAUCAAUUGAAUCUAUUGAACCAGAAGACACAGUGAUAUCAGAAGAACCGAAAACUUCUGAACAAGAAAAUGUUGAUGAUUCAAUAGUAGGUUUAGAAAAUGUGGAAACUGAACAAAGUGAAGAAAUGAAUAAGGAAAUUAUUGAAAAUACGAAUAAUGAUAAAGUAAUUACGGAAGAAUCAGAAAACGUAGAUGUACAUUUGCAAAUGGAUGGAGAAAAAUCACCAAAUGAAGUAAUCGAAAGUAAUUCAGUAGAAAAUAAUUUGUUUGAAAAUAUUAAAAUCAAAGAGGAACCAUUAGAUGAAAUGGAAGAACAAGUUGAAGAACAAUUUGACUUUACUAAUGUAGAAGUUAAAGAAGAACCUGCAGAACUUGAACCAGAUCCAGAAGAGAGCAUAAUCAGUGAGCCAGCUACAGUAGACACAACUUACGCAGCUGUAAAAAGUUCUAUCGAUGGAAAUGUGGAAUUGGAUUCAACUCCAGCAACAUUACCAGCAGCCCCGUCUCGUAUAAAAAUAAAUAUUACGAAACCUUUAAAUACUGUGAAAGAACCUGAAGAACCAAAGGAAAAACAAAUUGUUGAACCACAAGUUGAAGAAAAUACAGAGCCUUUAGUGCCUGCUUCUAUUAAACCCUCUUUAAUUGGUAGAAAAUUGUCUACCUUACCUCCUGUAGAAAAAGGGCAAGAACUUUCUGGACUCUGUUGUAUAAUGUAAAUAGUAAUUGUAAAAUAUUUUACGUGAAUUUGUGCAAACGUGGGUGUUUGUGUGAUGAGAUAAGUAUGCGUUUGCGAAUAAGACAUUUAUUAGUUUAUUCAUAAAACUAUUUAAUGUUAAGUUUCGCGUUAUUGUAUAUCACCGUUUUUGUGAUUCGUACGACAUGAUGUUAAAUGUUCGUUCAAAAUAUUUAGAUAUUCUAUACUAACGUACAAUAAUGGCUAACAUCUUCAAAUGUUUAUUCAUGAUUUUUUUUUUCUUUCUUUCUUUCUUUCUUUCUUUCUUUUAUAUUUUCUCUUGCGUUUAACAUUUAUUAUUUUACGUUCAAAUCUUAAUACUAUGUGUAUUAAACACUCAUAAUUAUUUUUCAUUUAUUACUGUUGAUUAUAAAAUGAAAAGAAAACAAAAAAGAAGAAGAAGAAAAAACAUCACGUCGUAAGGAUUACGAUUACUUUGUAAAAUGUAUGCAAGUAUGAAUGUACCUGUGAAUAUUUGCUGUUAUAUGUUAAGUAUGAAAGGAAAUGGUAUUUGCAUGUGAAUGAUGCAAGUGGAUGAUAAUGAUUGAAAUGAAGUAAAUAAGGUGAUGUAGCAUUCCUACUAGUAUUUGAGUGCAAUCACAAUUCGUGACAUCUCGGAGAAUAAAAAAGAAAAAAAAAAAA